AAUCUUUUUUCUCUUUAUUGUUGUAUAAAAUCUUACUCUACGAUUAUAUUCAUAAUUUAUACAGUCACUUAAUUGCAUAGGUGAAAAUUGAACUGGAUUUGCGAAAAGCCAUUUAACGACUAUGGCUGCACAAAUAUUCAAUCGUAUUGGUCAAUUAGGUCUUGGUUUAGCAAUAGCUGGAAGUGUAGCCAACACAGCAUUAUAUAAUGUUGAUGGUGGUCAUCGAGCUGUUAUCUUUGAUAGAUUUACAGGAAUAAAAAACACUGUUGUUGGAGAAGGAACACAUUUUUUAAUUCCAUGGGUGCAGAAGCCUAUUAUUUUUGAUGUCCGUUCUCGCCCCAGGAAUGUACCAGUUAUCACUGGUAGCAAAGAUUUGCAGAAUGUUAACAUCACUCUCAGGAUAUUGUUUAGACCUCUACCUGAACAAUUACCAAAAAUAUACACCAUUUUAGGUGUGGAUUAUGAUGAACGUGUCUUACCUUCAAUUACUACUGAAGUUUUAAAAGCUGUAGUUGCACAAUUUGAUGCUGGUGAACUAAUUACGCAAAGAGAAAAUGUUUCUCGUAAAGUUAGUGAAACUCUUAUUGAACGUGCUGGACAGUUUGGUGUUGUGUUGGAUGAUAUUUCUAUCACGCAUUUGACAUUUGGUAAGGAGUUCACGCAAGCUGUAGAAUUAAAACAAGUGGCUCAACAAGAUGCUGAGAGGGCGAGAUUUUUGGUAGAAAAAGCCGAACAACAAAAACAGGCUUCUAUUAUAUCAGCCCAGGGAGAUUCUGAAGCUGCGUCUAUGUUGGCAAAAUCAUUUGGAGAUGCUGGUGAAGGUUUGGUUGAAUUGAGAAGAAUUGAAGCUGCUGAAGAUAUAGCCUACCAAUUGUCAAGGUCUAGACAAGUAUCAUACUUACCUCCUGGACAAAACAUUCUUCUCAACUUACCAACACAAUAAUUUCCAUUUAUGCAUUUAGGAAUUGAUAGUUAGUUAUGUUUUUUUUUUUCUUGUCUUAACUUAUGUAAGUCACAAUGUACUAUAAAAUCCGAUUAUAUAUUAUUAUAUUGAAUCAAAAUUUUUUUUUUACGUUUAAAUAUGAUUUUGGUAUAAUAAAAUCAUAGAUUUAUAGGAAUAGGACAUCAAAAACUGAUUUCUACUUAUUUUUUUACAAAUACCAAAACAACUGCUUAAAGAGUCUAAA
Molecule: messenger RNA, 1187 nt
Organism: Sipha flava (yellow sugarcane aphid)
Lineage: Eukaryota; Metazoa; Arthropoda; Insecta; Hemiptera; Aphididae
Gene: Phb1
Product: protein l(2)37Cc
Exons: 3
Coding region: 122-943 (273 amino acids)
Biological process (GO): mitochondrion organization
Cellular component (GO): mitochondrion; membrane
Source: RefSeq, a predicted model, not a curated record